This is a messenger RNA of Vigna angularis (adzuki bean), 1251 nucleotides long. RefSeq lists its product as uncharacterized. The record is from RefSeq and is a predicted model, not a curated record. Bases 208 to 1134 code for a protein of 308 amino acids. The transcript has a single exon. Lineage: Eukaryota; Viridiplantae; Streptophyta; Magnoliopsida; Fabales; Fabaceae. Gene Ontology annotation, biological process: shoot system development; root development.
UUGAUGAUGAAAACGUGACAGCAGAACUACGUCACAGAAAAACCAAACACUGCAUAGACCUUAGGGAAUCCAUUUUUCUAUCGAAUGGCAUCAGGGUCUAUUAUAAACUUGUGGACUUCUCUCUCUGCUUUCUAAUGUCCAGAGGUAUACAUAGGGGUGCAUUAUACAUACCAUUGAGUCUAGUUUUCAUAUUAGGCACCCUUUAAGAUGAAAAGGGCAAGUAUUGCUACGUUUUCUCCAAAGCAUUCUAGCAGCAAGUAUGGUGUUAGAUCCAUUAGUUUGCCAACAAGAUCACAUCCAAGCACAGCUAGAAGUGAAGAGGAGCUGAGCAAGCUUAAAUCAUUGGAGGCAUCAUCAUCAUCAUCAUCUUCUACACCAAAGGUGGAAACAAUUUGCUCUGGUUUAUCUGGCCUUUCAGAAUUGUACAAGUGCAUUGAAGAUCUUUUGAGAUUGCCAUUGACCCAACAAGCACUAGGGCAACACCAAAACGAGAAAUGGGUCAAUGAGAUGCUGGAUUGCCCAGUGAGAUUCUUGGACCUAUUGGGCAUAACAAGGGAUGCCAUUCUGUUAAUGAAAGGAAGUAUUGAGGAACUUCAGUCUGCAAUCAGAAGAAGGGUUGGUGAUUUUGACAUGGAUAAUCAUGUUUCUACAUAUUGGAGGCUCAGAAGGAACAUGAGGAAGGAGUGCACAAAAUCUCUGCUUUUGUUGAAGCAGAUGGAUCAUGAGUUAUCUGGGGCCUCUCUUCCGUUGGAUCUUAAUGACCACCUUUCUGCAGUGGUAAGAGUGCUAAGAGAAGCUAGCUGGACCACAAGCUCCAUCUUUCAGACUCUUGUUGUGUUCCUUUCUUCACCAAUCUUGAAACUAAAGGCUAAUAAGUGGGCGUUUGUGUCAAGGUUGAUGCAGAAGGGGGUGUUUGCUUACAACAAUCACGAGGAAAAUAUAAAUGAAUUGGAAAAGGUGGAUUUGAUUGUGGACAAUCUGAGCAGAGAUGCUGAGGCUGAGAACAUUCAAUCAGCACAUGGAAGGUUAGAAGCUUUGGUGGUUGCCAUUGAAGGAAUUGAAUAUGGAUUGGAGUGCUUGUUUAAGCGGUUGAUUCAUACUAGAGUGUCUUUUCUGAAUAUAUUUUCUCCUUAAAGCAUAGUACAACAGGCAUGUAGGCCUUGUUAUGUGAUGCAUAGCAGAGAGUUUAUGAAAUUUGGCAUGUGUACAAAUAGAGUUGUUAAAUAUGUAAUUGUACAUUCUGCUUGUUUU